UCGUUGUUUGAACGACGCAAGUUCUCAGAACCGGAAAUUGAGCUUACCGCCGACCUUGCCCUGCACAUCCUACGUUCCUACCCCUACACUAUGGUCAACCGAGACUCUGUCCCUCCUUUCAUCCACCCGAAAUAUCAGUAUUUCCAACGCAAAAAGUACCACAAUUUUAACAAGUGGGAGGUUCUGGAGGCGCUGCAAUCUCUCGUUGUCUAUAUGCUCCUGAGAAUUAUUGAGGGACGCCACGACUAUACUAACUUUGAUACUCAACUUCUGGCUUCAAUCAAUGCAAUAUGCCAGCAUUUCACCGCAAAAUUUGGUACGUUGAUCAGCUCUGAUGAACUUACGGGUCAAAUGAUCCCGUGGAAGGACUGGGUAUUUUUCGAAUCGCGCCGCCGAACUGCAACUGCUGUACUUAUUAUAAACGGCAUUCUGCAUGCACAAAUUACGGCACCGUCUUGGGCUAUGCCCGAGUAUUCUUCCUCGCCUGCACCGUCUCCAAUGAAGCUGUGGCAUGCCGAGAACGAGAUUGACUGGGCAGUUGACUAUGCAGAAUACCUCCAUACAAACGCUAUGCAUGGAAUGCUGAGAAACAGUGACCUUACUGAGUUG
Cryphonectria parasitica EP155 is the source of this 609-nucleotide messenger RNA. RefSeq lists its product as uncharacterized. The transcript is spliced from 4 exons. Lineage: Eukaryota; Fungi; Ascomycota; Sordariomycetes; Diaporthales; Cryphonectriaceae. The record is from RefSeq and is a predicted model, not a curated record. The annotation marks the transcript as partial.